Molecule: messenger RNA, 3450 nt
Organism: Durio zibethinus
Lineage: Eukaryota; Viridiplantae; Streptophyta; Magnoliopsida; Malvales; Malvaceae
Product: auxin response factor 18-like
Biological process (GO): regulation of DNA-templated transcription; response to hormone
Cellular component (GO): nucleus
Molecular function (GO): DNA binding
Source: RefSeq, a predicted model, not a curated record
UGUAUGCUUUUUGGACUCUUGCAUGUUCCAAAAAGGUGUUCUCUUUAUAUUUCAUUUUUCUUUUUCUUUCUUCUUCUUCUUUGUGUGCUAAUGGCAUUUUUAUCUGCUUGUGUGUCGGCCAACGAAUAAUUCUUGAUUGAAUCUUUGAAAGAAAGACACCCAAAGAAGAUUCAUCACUGUUUUUUUCUUCUUUUUCUAUAUUCCUAGUUAUCCUCUUUGGGUCUUUAUAGGAGGAGAAAUUGGACGAGGUUUUGAUUACAGAGACUUGAGAGUUUAGGUUCUUUUAUGCGAUCAAAGAGAGUGUGAGAAAUAGCAGAGAACUUCUUUUGUGCGUGUUUUGGUUUCUGGGUUUUUCUUUUUCUGUCGAUUUUAAUCUUGGAAGUACAAGUUUUGUUGUUGAACUCCAAACUUGGUGAAUUGAACAGUGGUUUUUUCCCUCGUGGAGAGAAAGUGAAUUUGUCUCUGAUUCUUUGACAACAAACAAGCAAAAAAAAAAGACUUUUUGUUUUUUUGGCUUCAAUUUUGUUCACUUAUAGUGCUUCCUAGUUACAGAUUUUGGUGUUCAAAGCUGCUAAAGCGAGGCAAGAAAGCUGUUCGACUUGAAGAAAUAUAGAGUUUUAAGGGGCUUUUUGGUGAUGAAGCUUAAGCUGUUUUGAGAAAAAAAAAAUGGAGCUUUUUGGAAUCCGAAGUUGGCUCCUUCUUUCGGUAACAAAAUGUUGAAAUUCUGUGGAAUUCCAAGUUUUUGUUUUGGGUUCUCUUUCUGGUGACGAUCAAAGAAGAUCCUCACUGGAUAUUUUGUUGGACGUGGCAAAAGGACUCUUAAUUACGGUGUUCCUUGAUCAUAUAUGUUUUUCAAGCAUUUACUUAGAGAGAAAAGGAAACGGAAAAUUUUACUGUUAAAGUCAUUGCUUUGAUUGAGAUGAUUACUUUUAUGGACUCAAAUGAGAAACUAAAGGAGAUGGAGAAGUGCUUGGAUUCUCAGCUAUGGCAUGCCUGUGCUGGAGGAAUGGUUCAGAUGCCUUCAGUUAACACCAAAGUCUUUUACUUCCCUCAAGGCCAUGCUGAGCACGCUUGUGGCCCUGUUGAUUUCAGUAAAUGCCCCCGAAUACCGGCUUAUAUACUCUGCAGAGUUGCUGCUGUUAAGUUCAUGGCCGAUCCUGAGACCGAUGAGGUUUUCGCAAAAAUUAGGCUGAUCCCAGUUAGUACUAAUGAGCCUGAUUUUGAAGAUGAUGGUAUUGGAAGCAUUCAUGGAAAUGAAACACAGGAAAAGCCGGCUUCUUUUGCAAAGACAUUGACCCAGUCAGAUGCAAACAAUGGUGGUGGUUUUUCUGUUCCAAGAUAUUGUGCUGAGACGAUAUUUCCAAGAUUGGAUUACUCCGCUGAUCCCCCUGUUCAGGCUAUUCUUGCUAAGGAUGUCCAUGGGGAGACCUGGAAGUUUAGGCAUAUAUAUAGGGGGACGCCGAGGAGACAUCUUUUGACUACGGGAUGGAGCACUUUUGUGAACCAUAAGAAGCUUGUAGCUGGGGAUUCAAUUGUGUUCUUGAGGGCUGAGAAUGGGGAUCUUUGCGUCGGUAUUCGAAGGGCUAAGAGAGGGAUUGGGGGAGGACCUGAGUCUUCGUCUGGGUGGAAUGUUACUGGUGGAAAUUGUAUGGUGCCAUAUGGAGGGUUUUCAGCAUUUCUGAGGGAAGAUGAGAACAAGUUGAUGAGAAAUUGCAGUAAUAACGGGCUUAGCUCAAAUAGCAAUUUGAUGGGGAAGAGAAAGGUUAGACCUGAACAAGUUAUUGAAGCUGCAACUCUCGCUGCCAAUGGACAACAGUUUGAUGUUGUUUACUACCCCAGGUCGAGUACCCCCGAGUUCUGUGUGAAGGCCUCUUUAGUGAAGACAGCAUUGCAGAUACGGUGGUGCUCAGGAAUGAGAUUUAAAAUGGCCUUUGAAACAGAGGAUUCUUCACGGAUUAGUUGGUUUAUGGGCACUAUAUCUUCUGUUCAAGUUGCUGAUCCCCUCCGCUGGCCUGACUCACCUUGGAGGCUUCUUCAGGUUACAUGGGACGAGCCAGAUUUGCUUCUAAAUGUAAAACGUGUCAGUCCUUGGCUGGUGGAAUUGGUUUCAAACAUGCCGCCCACAAUUCAUCUAUCUCCCUUUUCACCACCAAGGAAGAAGUUGAGACUGCCUCAGCACCCAGAUUUUCCCCUUGAUUGUCAACUUCCAAUGCCAACAUUUUCCGGCAACCUCCUUGGUUCCAGCAACCCUUUUGGGUUUCUACCCAACACCACUCCUGCUGGCAUGCAGGGAGCCAGGCAUGCUCAUUAUGGUCUAUCUUUAUCGGAUCUCCACCUCAAUAAACUGCAGUCAGGUCUCUAUCCAGGUGGUUUCUCGCCACUUGAUCAUGCUGCUACACCCAAUAAGACCUCCAAUGGUGGCUCAAUCGUUCAAAAGCCUAGCAUGAGUGAGAAUGUUUCUCGCGUGCUAACCAUGGCCCAUUCUACCCAGAAUUCUAAGAAAACUGAUGAUGCGAAGACGCAUCAUCUUGUACUUUUUGGUCAGCCAAUCCUAACUGAACAGCAAAUCUCUCUCAGCUGCUCUGUUGAUACAAUCUCUCCAGUGCUUACUGGAAAUAGUUCUUCCGACGGGAAUCUAGAUAAGACAGCAAACUUUUCUGAUGGUUCUGGAUCUGCACUUCAUCGACAAGGCCCGCCAGAGUGCACAACCCGUGAAGAUUUCCGGUGGUAUAAGGAUAAUCGCCUAGAAGCUGAACCCAACUUAGAGACUGGUCACUGUAAAAUUUUCAUGGAAUCGGAGGAUGUAGGUCGUACUCUUGACCUUUCAUUGCUGGGGUCUUAUGAUGAAUUGCACAGAAAGCUAGCAGAGAUGUUCGGUAUGAAAAAUUCUGGGACUCUGAGCCAUUUACUCUAUCGGGAUGCUACAGGUGCAGUCAAACAAAUUGGAGAUGAACUAUUCAGUGACUUUAUGAAAACCGCAAGGAGAUUAACAAUUCUAAUGGAUUCAAGCAGCGACAACGGAGGAGAGUAUAGAGGAAGAAACAAACCUUGAUUUCAACUUGUACAGCUGAUUGCUCGAAUCCUUUAUCCCAAGCUGACCUAUUCACCUUUUUUAAGUUGUAGGAGGAGCUGCUUCAGUCCAAGUUCUGGACUACCAACCCUUAAAAUCCUCCCAUAUUCUGUUUUUUGUUUUUUUCCAUUGUUUGCGAGGGCUAUUUGGAUUUUGAAGCCUUUUGUUUUAAGAUCAGAGUUCAGUAAACAUUGUUGUUGGUAUAUUGUUCCUUUCUGAUUUCCUGGUUCCAUAGGCAGCCGGUUCCUACAAGUACCAAGUCAAUUUGUAGGACAUGAUCUAUGUAUUACAGGGUCUUUUUGCCCCUUUUACUAGUUUUUUCCUCUCUUUGGCUGUAAUUCAUUUCUUAUAAUUAUGAAGUUAAGGGUUUCCUUGUGCAU